Molecule: messenger RNA, 1325 nt
Organism: Pyrus x bretschneideri (Chinese white pear)
Lineage: Eukaryota; Viridiplantae; Streptophyta; Magnoliopsida; Rosales; Rosaceae
Product: E3 ubiquitin-protein ligase MARCHF2
Exons: 2
Coding region: 205-801 (198 amino acids)
Molecular function (GO): zinc ion binding
Source: RefSeq, a predicted model, not a curated record
CUUUUAUUAUGAUCCUUUGAACUCCUUUUAAACACUUCUCUGAUCGCUGCAGUUUUACCCCCACCAUCCUCCUUAUAAUUCGCCUUGGCUCCCGGACUUCUCUCUCUCUCUCUCUCUCCUCCCCACCAUGUUCGAUAUCCAAAUGCCGCUACUUUAACACUUCCCUACACCAUUUCAUUCCAUUUCUCCUUCUGGGUUUCACGAAUGUCAGCUUCCGAGGCAACCCACCACCGCCGUUCGGCCACCGGGGGCGGCUGCGCGUCGGUCUCGGAUGACUCGGACGACGACCAAUCUUGGCACUCUAUGUCUGAGUCGGGCAAUGUCCGGAGGAAGUCUUGUGAGUCGGAUUGUCCAGUGGAGGAGGUGGAUUUGGAGAGUGGGGUUCUGGAGCUGAAGAAGGUGCUGCAUUUGAGUAAAGUUGAGAGAAAUUGCAGGAUUUGCCACAUGGGUUUGGAAGGGGGCGGUGGGACUGACUCUGGCUCUGGGGUCCCAAUUGAUUUGGGGUGUUCUUGCAAGGGGGAUUUGGGGGCUGCUCAUAAGCAAUGUGCUGAGACUUGGUUCAAGAUCAAGGGAGAUACAACCUGCGAGAUCUGUGGCGUCACUGCAUUCAACAUUUCCAGUGAGCAGAUAAAUGAGUCAAAUGCCACUGCUGCCACAUCCGCAUCAGUACCAGCAGCACCCAUGAUCCUGGUUGAAACCCGAACCAUGUGGCAUGGCCGCCGCAUUAUGAAUUUCCUGCUUGCCUGCAUGAUCCUUGCCUUUGUAAUUUCAUGGCUUUUUCACUUCAAAGUGCUUUCAUGAACACCAGCAGGGAAAAGAAAAAGGCUCUGAAUGUGUAGGGGUAAGUUGCAGUUUUCCACUUCUCCUCUUGUUGAUGCUGCUACUUUGUCUGUACGCCUUCCUACUAGGCCCUAUGUUCUUGUUGGAGGCUUAGCUCCAAAUUUCUACGCAUGUUCUCCGUCAUCUGUAAUAUAAAUUAUUCCGCAUGGCUAUCGAUAGUAAGUUAUAGUAUCUUUGGAUGAGUGGGGCUAAGAACCUGUUUUCCAUCUGCUGUCUUCAUUGUGUGCUUAGUCUGGCAAAGCUUUCGUGUAUGCAUGUUUUAUUUGUACGGUUAAGAACUCCUCAGUGUGGAAGAACUCAGUGGAGAUGCCAUAAAGCCCUAGUACCUAUAAGUCAUGGUUCAUGAAGCAUAACAACGAAGGCUGUUGGCGUCUACGUUGAUUUAAAAGGUUAAUGACAGUAUGUACCUACUCAAUGAUCCUUGUAACAUACAAGUUACCGGCAUGAACGCCAUGAAUUCGAAAUCUCCGGUUUAUUCAAAUGCU